AUGGCGACCACCUCGUCGACGCAUCCUCCUGAGCCGUGGAGCUCCACUCACCCAGAUUUCACGAGUCUCCGAUUCUUCAUUUGGACCGGAGGAGACGUUGGAUUCACGCUGACAUCAGUCAACCCCUCGGAGAGUGAAGCUUGCUCACUUACCUUUGGCGAAGACGACGAGCUUCGAGUGGGUACUGUCACAGCUAUGAAGGUCUGGGAAGCUGGCGUUCGUUCAGGUGACAUUUUGGAGACCGUGUCUGGCAAGCGCGUGCACACGAUGGAUCCUGAAGCGGCGUUGGUGUUGGUGCAGAUGUCCAAGAGGCCGUCUAUCGUCCGAUUUCGGUCACCAACAAGCGGGCCACGUGAGCGCUUUGAUAUGCUGCUCCGCCACCAGAAGCUCGGAGUGUUCUUCACAGGAGACAGCUGUCACGAUAUUCCAGUUGUAACUCGAACUAGCCGUCGAUCGAACUUGCGAACCUCUGAUCCUGAUGUGGUCCCGCCUUUGGAGGCCCGCCCUGGUGACGUACUCGUGGCGGUCAAUGGUAAAGACACGAUCGCAGAUGGACUAAAUGCGACGUCGAAGUACCUGGAAACGUGCCCACGGCCACUCACGUUUACUUUUGAACGCUUCAGAAACAAUGGGGGGUUAGAUCACCAAGCUGCAAGCACAGACUCGGCAGAGCACCGGUUGGCGUCUUCCUCUUUUCACCGAACGAUCUCAUGUGCAGCAGUGUCUGCUUUAGCUGCUCGAGAAACGGCGAGUCUUCGUUGUAAAGCCUUUAUGCAGACACUAAUGCCAAAGAAUGAGCCUUCGACUCUAUCCCCAGUACAUCGAGACGCUGGACAUUGUCUUCGAACGCGUGGUGCUCGCAAUGACGUCGUGAUUGAAUGGAAAAGAGGGCCUCUGGGGUUGACGCUGCUAGAAGACGCAAUUUCAGGAGUACCUGUCGUCAACCGGUUGACUGGAAAAGGCUUGUCAGCUAACAUGGAACGCUUGCAGCACGGAUUCCAGCUCUCCUCGAUCAACGGUGUCCAAGUCGAAGCUUGCUCGCUCGACGACCUCUGCCAGGACCUGUUGACACUGCCAAAGCCCGUGACACUCGUCUUUCGUCCUCUGCUAUCCAAUGCCGCCAGCGACGACAGCAGCGAGUCUCAGUGCAGCGUCAUCUCUACGUCGUCAUCGGCCAGCCCAGACGUCCCAGGUUCAGACGGGAUCGAGCUUCAUGGAGACGCCCACCAAACACUGGCCACGACCUCAGCAGCGCCGCAUCGGUGUCCCGACCCAGCGUCGUCCGCACGCGAGCAGUACGAGUACGAGGUCGUCUGGACAUCGACGCGGCUUGGACUGAAACUAGACAUGCCGUACGACAGCGAACGCCAGUCAGCGUCAAAGGACAAGACGAACGGAAUGUCGACCCGACGUCGGUACCCGAUCGUCCACCAGAUCCUCAAGGAGUCCACGCUCGGUCUGCCGCCUGACGCUGUAGGACACUCGUUCGUGUCGAUCAACAACUGGCGCACCUUUGGGCUGAAGGCAGAGGAACUGCGCACUCUUCUCGGAGCCGCGUCGAAACCCGCUGUGCUGCGCUUUCGCCGACGAGACGCUUUGUUGCGUUCUCAGCCGACGGGUCUGCCGACGUUGUUGCACACGGUCACCGCCACCACUGACGAUGGGUCCACAGACGACCGAGAAGCGACAUUCGGAUCGGCGUAUAGCAUUCUCUGGAGCGAAGGAAAGUUAGGCAUCGUCUUCGGCUGCUACGAAGACGCAAACAGCCACGACACGCUCGUGGUCUACGUGAAAAGCAUCGGACCAGGACAAGCGCUGAAGUCCACACUCGUCGACGUGGGCGAUAUUCUCCACAGCAUCGACGGUCGAGAUCUCCCGCCCAAGCAAAACUUCAAAAAGGCAGUGCGAAAGCUGAUCAAUGCCAGCACCUCGCGGCCUGUGACGCUAGGGUUUCGUCGCACGUCGUGGAGUGCGCGAUCCACCGGACGGCACACCCUUCGAGAGUCGUAA
This is a messenger RNA of Hyaloperonospora brassicae, 2010 nucleotides long. The record is from the annotation of a GenBank genome assembly. Lineage: Eukaryota; Oomycota; Peronosporomycetes; Peronosporales; Peronosporaceae.